This is a messenger RNA of Lactuca saligna, 351 nucleotides long. Lineage: Eukaryota; Viridiplantae; Streptophyta; Magnoliopsida; Asterales; Asteraceae. The record is from the annotation of a GenBank genome assembly.
AUGGAUGAUCGACGUGUUAGAAGUGCACCUCUACCUCCACCAGCGUUCUUCAAUCCCAAAGGGAAUUUGUGGAUUUUUUUUUCACAGGGAUUUGAUAUUCGUAGUAAGAAUGAGCUUCUUGCAAAAGAACGUGCUGAGUUUAUCAAAUUAUUGCAGAGGAGGAACCAGAAGUUGCUUGAAGAAGCACCCUCGCAUGCAUUAACCCCAGAUCUAAGGAAAGCCAGAGUUUGUUGUUGCAUAAUCCAAUCCAAUAGCUCAUCAAAUCUGAUUCGACAACUCCAACAGGUCUGUUACAUGCGUUUGCUUGCAAAUUACGCUAAAAAUCAUGAAGAAGAAGAUGAUUUAUCAUGA